Messenger RNA from Schistosoma guineensis, 2943 nucleotides. Lineage: Eukaryota; Metazoa; Platyhelminthes; Trematoda; Strigeidida; Schistosomatidae. The record is from the annotation of a GenBank genome assembly.
AUGUCCUUUUACGAUUCAGAAACAUAUACCAAUGACAAUCAAAAUUCGCGUUCUGAAUCCAGUCGAUCUUCUCGAGAAUCACCCGUUCAAAAUGUGAAUCUAGACAAUGAGAUAAGUACUACCACUAGUCUACCUAGUAACUUGUUUUGGCGCAGUCGAAGUCAACCUCCGUUCGGUGAAAAUUCAAACCACGUGAAUACACCAUGUGGACCAAAUUUUUUAAAUACCGAGUCCAAUCAACAAGUGUCUGUAAUAAACCAUGCUUACCCGGGUCGCACAUUAGGGAGUUCGCACCAAACAGUUGGAGCUGGUUUGUCUGGUAGUACCCGCUCCGUUGGUCUAGGUAGCACAAACAGAACUUCUGUGGUUGGAACACCUCGAAGCACUCAUCAGCGCCGUUUGCUUCGAAUGGCUCGUUUCACACAAAAUCGUGAUAGUAUUCCUGGCUUAUUGAGCAGUAGCAGUAGUAAUAGUAGUCUUCUUGGUCGAUAUCGCACAAUAAGUGGAGUCAACUCACGUCCUCAAUCCAUUGAUCCUUCUGUUUGUGAAUCUCAUCUGUCUCGUUUAUUGAGAUUCUCUUCACUUCGAUUUGACGAUAGUGUGUCAGACGAGGCUGAAACAUCAGUAAAGAGACAGGAAUCACCUUUAGGUGACUGUUCAAAUGAUGAAUUCGCUGAGCUUCCGGUUAGAUUGGGUCCGACUCAUUACAAUUUUCUCCCAGCUAACAGAUCAUCAGAGCAAAUCCCACUUUCACACUCACUACCUUCAUCAAAUAGCCCUUCACAGGAACCUCCUCAGGAACAACCACCACUCAAUCCCGGUAACACCCAUACAAACAACUUAUCUCCCAUUCCCAAUUCAUUAAUACCAACGAAUUCUGAUUGUGAUAAUGACAACCAAGAUGGUAACUGCUCAGCUUCUGCUACUAGUACUGAUCUAACAAGUAUCUGGAUCCCACCAACUCCAAAACAAUGUGUUGUGAAAUUCCCCAAGCGUGGAGAUCUGGACCAUCGAAGAGGUGUAACUGGAGCGAGUUCGAGUUAUCAACCUGAAGCCGAUCAUGAUUUUUAUCAAAAUUCUUGUUUUGUAUCGAAGUCACCGCAUAGAAGUAGCGAUCAUGUAUAUAGGACGUUUGCUAAACUUAAUGAACUUCGUUGCCAUGGUUUAUUUUGUGAUGUGGUCUUACAAGCUGGUUCAGUGAAGGUACCUGCUCAUCGAAAUGUAUUGGCAGCCAGUUCCCAGUAUUUUCAUGCUAUGUUUACUGGAUCAAUGACUGAAGCUCGUUCUCCCUGUGUGGAAUUUCGUGGGAUAGAAAGUUCGGCUCUCAUUCAGCUUGUCAACUUUAUUUAUACAAAUGAAAUCAAUGUAAAUGAAGAGAAUGUCCAAACACUUUUACCGGCUGCUAAUUUAUUACAGUUAACAGCUGUUCGUGAUAUUUGUUGUGAAUUUCUUCAAUUUCAAUUGCAUCCUAGUAAUUGUUUAGGAAUUCAAAGAUUUGCUGAUCUACAUAAUUGUCAAGAUUUACUUGAUUUCACUAGACGCUUUACAGAACAACAUUUCGGUGAGCUAUUAAAACAAGAUGAUGAAUUUGUAAAAUUGAGUUCAGAUCAACUCAUGGAAUUAAUCUCUAGUGACAGAUUAGCUGUUUCUGAAGAUCAAGUUUUUGAAGCUGUUCUUCGAUGGAUUGCACACAACCCAUCUAAACGACAAAAAGAAGCUCAAAAUCUUUGUUCACACGUUCGAUUCGCGUUACUUCCACGAGAUUAUUUAGUACGCCUAAGUCAAUCAGAUAAUUUCCUGACUGUGAAUCCAUGGUGUAAAGACUAUUUAAUUGAAGCUCUCAGCUACCAUUUACUACCAUGGGAUCAAAAAUUGCGUAUGGCUUCUGAGCGUACAAAACCGCGUACUCCUGUUGGUUUACCGAAAAUUCUACUUGUUAUUGGUGGACAAGCUCCUAAAGCUAUUCGUUCUGUGGAAUGCUUCGAGUUUCAAGGAGGUUCUUGGACUUCAUUAUCUAGUGAUUUUGUGCAAAGGGAUAACUCUUCAUCGUCCACCAGUCAACUUGUGUGUAAUCCAUCAGCAUCUCAAUCUACAUCAAAUAGCUGUGCCAAUUCAGUGAUUCCUAAUGUUAACUGUAAUAGUGAUAGUAUUUGUAAUUUGAUUGUAUCUGAUCUUCCAAGUAGACGUUGCCGUACUGGUGUGGCUGUUCUAGGUGGGUUGAUUUAUGUGGUUGGAGGGUUUAACGGCGCUUUACGUGUGCGUUCAGUUGAAGUGUACGAUCUUUUACGCAACACAUGGCAUUCUGGACCGAAUAUGGAAUGUAGGCGCGCUACUCUGGGUGUUGCUGUUUUAAAUGGUUUAAUCUAUGCAGUGGGCGGUUUUGAUGGGACUGUCGGUCUUAAUUCGGCCGAAGUUUUGGAUAUUUGGUCUGGUAGUUGGCGACCUAUUCCAUCUAUGACAUAUCAGAGAUCAUCAGUAGGAGUCGGCGCUUUAGAUGGUAAAUUGUAUGCUGUUGGUGGGUAUGAUGGAACAGUUCGUCGUUGUCUUUCUAGUGUAGAAUGUUAUGAUCCUGUCAGUGAUUCCUGGUCCCUGGUUUCGGAAAUGACAUGCAGACGAAGUGGACCUUCUGUUUGUGAAUUAAACAACCGUCUGUAUGCUGUUGGUGGUCAUGAUGGACCAACUGUACAAACUUCAGGCGAAGUGUUUUCUCCAGAGACAGGGACUUGGCAACGUAUCGCGGAUUUAAAUGUCAAACGUAGAAAUGCAGGUCUAGUAGCACACGACGGUUUUUUAUAUAUUAUUGGUGGUGAAGAUGGUGAGAAUAAUUUGACCAGUAUAGAAAAAUAUGAUCCUACUGCAAAUACAUGGUCAAUACUUCCAAGCCAUUUAACAACUGGUCGAAGCUACGCUGGUGUGGCCAUUAUUGAACGGAGUUUUAUCUAA